Molecule: messenger RNA, 2328 nt
Organism: Ipomoea nil (Japanese morning glory)
Lineage: Eukaryota; Viridiplantae; Streptophyta; Magnoliopsida; Solanales; Convolvulaceae
Exons: 11
Coding region: 375-2102 (575 amino acids)
Source: RefSeq, a predicted model, not a curated record
CCCUUACUGGUUCUUGCACACCUUCUCUGACUUGUAUUUCUCAACCUUUCUUGGACUAAAAUCUUGGAACUUUGGAAGUAUUUGUACACUGAGCCACUAAAUAUACGCAUUUUUAACUAAUCUGAUUGAUUAAUCAUUGUAAAUUUCUGCUCAUAAACUCUCUUCCUGUCUGUAAAUUCUUUUUUUGUGUUGAAGAAGACUCCCCUCCCCCCCAUGUUACGUUUCCGCCUUGGUGACCUCAAUUCAGCUCAUUCGUCCCUCCCUCGAUCAUUCAUUGCUUGAGAUCUGUGAUUCUCUUCUCCCCACUGGGUAUUCUUCAAAACACCUGCUUUCUAAGUUGAAGUAGAGUGUUUGUUUUGCGCUGAAAUGCAAAUAUGGUGGUAAAAGGAGGCAUAUCCGAGUACAGAGAUCGACUUGAUAAGACCUUGCUGUCUCAAGAUCUUGUAAAUGAGGAUCUACUUAAGGGCCUUGUUAAGAGUCAGAUCAUUAGCUCGUUAAACAUUGAGAAUGAAGAGUGUAUUGACAAUGUCGUAGAGAGAAGAACCAAGGAAGUACAAAACGUUCUUGGCAUGUUGAGGAGCACCUCAGUAACGGAUGGCGAGAAGUCGAAAUCCUCUGAGCCAUCACACGGUUGGAAAAUAAAGCAGGAUAGUGAAGAAUUCCGGGUUAUGUAUAGAGAAGGACCCGAAGGCACACCUUUUCAUACACUUCUUGUUGAAGGCUAUGUCGAUGGCCCGGUUGAUGUUUGUCAUUGCAUCUCUUGGGAAGCAGACUUAUACAAGAAAUGGUUGCCGCAAAGUACUAUACCGACUUUUAAGAUAUCCUUCACUCAGUGUUUGCAGAAGAUCAGAAUCGGUGAACAGAUAUCUUUAGUAAGGAUGAAGCUUUCAUGGCCGUUAUCAUCGAGGGAAGCUCUUUUGCAUUACUUUGAAUUUGAUUACUUUCAAGAUGGCCUUGUUAUAGUGCUCCUAAACUCCAUUUCAGACGUAGAGGGCGUUGAUAUAAGUACUCACGGAUUCUCCAAAGACGGGAUACCUGAUGCACAAGAUGUGGUAAGAAUUGAUGUGGUGGGAGGUUUUGCCAUGCAGAAAGUUACCGCUAAUCGGAGCUACUUCCGGACCAUCGCAAACCUCGAUAUAAAAUUGGAUCUUGUUCCUCCAGCGUUCAUAAAUUUUAUUUCGAGGCAGCUCAUAGGUAGCGGAUUCAAGCUAUAUAAGAAGGAAGUUGCUUCAGUUACGAGAGGCGACGAAGAUUUUAGCAAGGCUUUAAAAGAUCCACUGUACAGUCGAGUACGCGAAGCUCUAUAUUCAGAUCAUACGUGUAAUGGGGCUCCCGUGCUGGAAAACUUGACGGGAAACAGUGAUAAACAAGCAAAGGAUGAAAGUCGAGACGAAAAUGUGAAUAUGGACCAUAUUGUGAUUAAUUCACCAGCAGGUGGAAAUGAAAAUGUUUCUUGUGAGAUUGAGGAAAUUGAUGAAGAAGAUGGCGAGAAGAGCGAGAAUUUACCCAAGGACGAUAGGGAACAGUGUGAUUCCCCGAGCAAUCCCGUAUUACACAAGUGUUUCAACAGCAAAAGCAACGAGGUUGUUAUUAGUCGUGACGUCCAACAAGCACUGGCAACACUAGAAAAGGCCAUUGCUUUCAUACGCGAAAAUCAGUUGGAUCUGGAUGCCCGGCCCUCUUGUGGAGCCAACGCAAAGAAACCACUAGGCACGGUGGACAAGCACGAUGUAGAAGAAGUAAAAUUUUCAGCUGAAUUACCCGGAAAGGAAUCAACCGAAACAACCUCCUCGUAUGAACAUAGUAACAGCUACAGCAGUCGCGGCUCGAGGCGUAUAAGCUCUAGCUUGUGCACGAGGGAAACGAACCAUAAUAAGAUCGCACCAGCUUCACCAGACGUUUAUAUUGCCAAUCCUAGCGAGACUCGAGACGUUGUUUCACAUUCCCCAGAAGAUCAAAGAGAAGAGGAGACAAUUUUGGAGAAAACAUUGAAGAGUGAUCAUUUAAGCAACAUCACUAGUGAGAAUCGCAUUGGUAGAAAAAAACCCAGAAAACUGAAGAACAGGUGUUUUUCCUUUCUUCCUGGGAGGGGAAUUGCUUAAGAAAGUAGCCUCUCUGAAUUGCAUCAUGGAGAAAUAUAGGGUCAAAAUCUCUUGGAUCAAGUUAUUAUAUAUGGUUACAGAUUGUCAGAGUUGUAGGUAUAUAUAUAUAUGUAUCUAAAGUUCAAUAGGAAAGCUUAUUUGAUCAUAAAUGGAUUCGAAAAUGUAAUCUUAUAAACAAAAUUUUGGAGUCCUCAUCCAGGGCUGAAAUCUUGGUGUUUUUUUUUUU